Messenger RNA from Scatophagus argus, 2263 nucleotides. RefSeq names its product ubiquitin-conjugating enzyme E2 D3-like. The coding region runs from base 227 to 673 and encodes 148 amino acids. Gene Ontology annotation, biological process: protein polyubiquitination; ubiquitin-dependent protein catabolic process. The record is from RefSeq and is a predicted model, not a curated record. Gene Ontology annotation, molecular function: ubiquitin conjugating enzyme activity. Gene Ontology annotation, cellular component: nucleus. Lineage: Eukaryota; Metazoa; Chordata; Actinopteri; Scatophagidae. The transcript has 8 exons.
AUAAAGCUUCACAUAGAAGAGAGCUAACGGCAACGACCGAAACCAAAAGAAGAGGAGCUCCGUCGUCCGGCUUACUUCACCUGACUCACGCACUUAUUCGGCCUCGAACGGGGAAACAAAGAAUCCAACAGAAGACGCUGAAAGGAAUCAUCCUGGCACAUCACGGUUGCCCCUCACUGCUCGGAUCGGAACACCUUAAAAUAAAAGAGAAUAAUACAGAGAGAGGAUGGCUUUGAAAAGGAUCAACAAGGAGCUCAGUGACCUGGCUCGUGACCCUCCAGCACAAUGCUCAGCUGGCCCAGUGGGUGAUGACAUGUUUCACUGGCAAGCAACAAUCAUGGGACCUAGCGACAGUCCAUAUCAGGGAGGAGUGUUCUUCUUGACAAUUCAUUUUCCAACAGACUACCCCUUCAAACCACCCAAGGUUGCAUUCACAACAAGAAUUUACCACCCAAAUAUUAACAGUAACGGCAGUAUCUGUCUGGAUAUUCUCAGAUCACAGUGGUCUCCUGCACUUACUAUUUCUAAAGUUCUUCUCUCCAUUUGCUCACUGCUAUGUGACCCAAACCCUGAUGACCCGCUAGUGCCAGAGAUCGCACGAAUCUACAAAACAGAUAGUCAGAGGUACAAUAAACUAGCUCAGGAGUGGACAACGAAGUAUGCCAUGCUUUAGGGUAAGGCCAGGAGGCAGUGCUGCAUCUUGGCUAGUGUUAUGGGAUUGGUUGGUUGUGAUGCUCUGGUCCCACUGGCAUAACCAGAGGCUUGGAUCUCUGUUACGAAGUGUACGGCUGCAGUGUGGGAUGUGGCUGUGAUUAAUGCUAAUCUCUGGCUGUCUGUACAUGCAGAGUACCUGUUAGCCAUCGGCAGCUCAGGUCUUAGGUUUGGCUUGCACCUUGAUAAGCUGUAAAUAAACAAGUCUAGUGUUUGUUCCCAAUCAUACAAUGGUCUUUGACAGUUGAACACACAUUAGUUGUAAUCACAAGUCCUGCUACAGCCCAUUCUUCUGUUGCAUGAAAAGAGAAUAAGCAGUAAGCUUUCACAGAGUAUUUUCACAUGUAAUAGACUUCCAGAGAAUCCGACAUUUUCUACAACACCUUAAUACAGAUAACAAAUUUUACAUUAUUGUUGACCAUUUUUUAUAUUUCACUCAGUAUGGCUGGGAAAUCUAUUUCAAUAUACUUGAAACUGGUGACAAAUGGGCUGCCUUUACUUUUCACAGUUAAUUGUUGUAUGGAAAUAGAGUUUUCUGCAGGGACCAUUCUCAAAAGUGCUCUUUGUGAUGGAGCUGAGGGCACAUUAACAUUUGGCUGCUAAAAAUAAGUGUAUUCACGAGUUGUCAUGUCUGAACCCCAAACAAUAAGCAUAAAAUGUGUUUGGUUUCUUAUAUGAAACGGCUGAUGUUUGAGCAGAUAGUGAACUUCCAGGUGUUUUUGUUUUUAAACUGCCAUUUACAGCUGGCAGCUGCAACAGCAUGCAAUAAAAAUGUGGUCUUUUAAAAUAUAUAUAUACUUUAUGUAUUAUUAUUUUUAUAAUACUUUUUUAACAGUCAUUUAAGGAAAGGCUGACACAAGGAGUUGGAUCUUAACACUGACUGAACUGGACAUUCUAAUAAAACAUGGAGCAAAAAAUAAAGCAAAUUUGUAAAAGGAGGAACUUUAUUAUUAUUAUUAUUUUUAAUCUAUUUAUUUAUUUUUAAAUACACUUUUUUACAAUUGAGUCAAGACUGGAUGUAUUGCUACCCAGAACUUUAAAUCUGGAGCUUUAGUUUCCAAUAACUUGAAAAUAGUUCCUGAUGCUGUAGUCAUACCCACCGUUAGAUCUGCAGAAUCUUUUGUGCAUGUAAUCAUAACUACUAACUCCAGCAUGAAAAGUUUAUUUAUUUUUUUUUUUUUUGUUCUUGCAAAUAACCUAGUCUUAACUUGUCAUUUUGGCAGCAAGAGAUGACAUGUGGAACAAGUAUGGCACCGUCUCAUGUUCAAGAAGUCAAGUGUGUACAAAGUGUCCAGGCUGCGUUAGGAUGCUAACUCGGCUUGCAAUGUGCUCAAGUGCAUGUGCUCAAAUAAGUCUUGAAUAAAACGCGAGUGUGCAGCAACUUGUAGUUCUUAAGAGCGUCACAAACAUACUCAGUGAUGUGUGUGAUGAGUUGACUUGAGGCGUCCUAAAAUUAUUUUUCCUUUAUUUUUUCUCUUUGCAGAUACACCAGAACAGCAAAAGAGUGGACAAGCAAAUACGCAAUGUGAAGACAUCGUUUGGAAAGCUGGUG